Molecule: messenger RNA, 1050 nt
Organism: Penicillium nucicola
Lineage: Eukaryota; Fungi; Ascomycota; Eurotiomycetes; Eurotiales; Aspergillaceae
Product: adenosine kinase
Exons: 7
Coding region: 1-1050 (349 amino acids)
Biological process (GO): purine ribonucleoside salvage
Cellular component (GO): cytosol; nucleus
Molecular function (GO): adenosine kinase activity
Source: RefSeq, a predicted model, not a curated record
AUGGCUGCUCCUCAAGGUUACCCUCUUCUCUGUCUCGAGAACCCUCUCCUGGACAUCCAGGCUCGUGGUGAUGCUGCUCUCCUCGAAAAGUACGGCUUGAAGGAGAAUGAUGCUAUCCUCGCUGAGGACCAGCACAUGGGUAUCUACGAGGACCUGCUCGCCCGGGAUGCCAAGCUGAUCCCCGGUGGUGCUGCCCAGAACACCGCUCGUGGUGCCCAGUACAUGCUUCCUGAGCAGUCCGUUGUCUACAUCGGUUGCAUCGGUAAGGACAAGUUCGGUGACAUCCUCAAGAAGACCUGCGAGGAGGCUGGUGUCCACACUGAGUACCGUGUCGACGAGGCUCAGCCCACCGGAAAGUGCGGUGUUGUUAUCACUGGCCACAACCGCAGCAUGUGCACCCACCUCGCUGCUGCCAACGAGUACAAGCUCGAGCACUUGAAGCAGCCCGAGGUCUGGUCUCUUGUUGAGAAGGCCAAGUUCUACUACGUCGGUGGAUACCACCUGACUGUCUGUGUGCCCGCCAUCAUCGCUCUUGGUGAAGAGGCCGCUGCUAAGAACAAGCCCUUCAUGCUGUCUCUCUCCGCCCCCUUCAUCCCCCAGUUCUUCAAGGAGCAGCUCGACAGCGUCUUGCCCUACACUGACUACACCUUCUGUAACGAGACCGAGGCCCGUGCCUACUCCGAGAGCCACCAGUGGGGCACUGAGGAUGUUGUUGAGAUCGCCAAGAAGCUCGCUCUGCUCCCCAAGAAGAACACCAACAGCCCCCGUGUUGCCAUUGUCACCCAAGGCACCGAGCCCACUGUUGUCGCCAUCGGUUCUUCUUCCGGCUCCGUUGAGGUCAAGGAGUUCAAGGUCCACGAGAUCUCCAAGGACGCCAUCAACGACACCAACGGUGCUGGUGAUGCCUUCGCCGGUGGUUUCUGCGCCGGUAUCGUCGCUGGCAAGAGCCUCGAUGACUCUAUCGACAUGGGCCAGUGGCUCGCCAGCAAGAGCAUCCAGGAGCUUGGACCUUCCUUCCCCUCCCCCAAGCAGACCUACUCCCGCUCUUAA